This is a messenger RNA of Notolabrus celidotus (New Zealand spotty), 1915 nucleotides long. Its product is annotated as G-protein coupled receptor 22-like. Gene Ontology annotation, cellular component: membrane. The transcript has a single exon. NCBI's taxonomy places the organism in Eukaryota, Metazoa, Chordata, Actinopteri, Labriformes, Labridae. Gene Ontology annotation, molecular function: G protein-coupled receptor activity; peptide binding. Gene Ontology annotation, biological process: G protein-coupled receptor signaling pathway. The coding region runs from base 1 to 1689 and encodes 562 amino acids. The record is from RefSeq and is a predicted model, not a curated record.
AUGGAGACCGAAGGCUAUCGUGACCUCCUAGAGACCAGCGAUGGUCAGGGGGUAGGCCUGCUGGAUGGAGGGGGCGAAGUGGGGGCAGAGGAGGGUUGGAGCACACCCUACCCUCUGGGCCUCCAAGUAUCUUUGACCACUGUGCUGAUACUGGAGCUAGUGUUGGGCUUCAGCAGCAACCUGACUGUGCUUGUGCUUUACUGUGCCCAGUCUAAUCUGGUGGAUUCAGUCAGCAACUUGGUCACAGUCAACCUCCAUGUGCUGGACAUACUGGUCUGUGUGCUGUGUCUGCCACUGACGGUGGCUGUGAUCCUGCUACCAGCCAAUGGAAGUGGAGUCAGCAGCCUGGCAACGCUGUGCUGCUUUCAUGAGGCCUGUGUCACAUUCACUAGUGUCGCCACAGCAGUCAAUGUGUUGGUGAUCAGUUUGGACAGAUACGACAUCUCAGUCCGUCCAGCCAGUCGCCUUCUGACCCCAAGGCGUGCCGCACUACUCCUGGCUGCAGUGUGGGCUGUGUCUCUCGCUGUUUUCUUCCUGCCUUUCCUUGAAGGGGAUUUCUUCUCUUCGAGUGCUGAGGACAGUGAGGAUGAGGAGCCGGAACACCAGAAAAAUGACUCUUAUCUCACAACUGGACUGAUCCCAGUUUUUUCCUCCAUCUCUCCCUCCUCCUUACCUACAACUCAUCCUUCCUCCCCUUCACACCACCUGCCUCCAGGAUGGCAGAACAGGACACUGCUGUGUGUAGGAGGGCAGGGUUAUCACACAGGCCUGGCUAUGUAUUACCACUUGUUACUCCAAGUGCCAUGCUUUUUCAUUGCUGUGGUUGUCAUGUUGUUCACCUACUCCAGGAUUCUACAGGCCUUAAAUAUUCGCAUUGGAUCUCAUAUGAUGAGAGGUAAACGAACCAAGGACUCCACCUGCAGGAUACGCUGCAGGAGGAGGAAGAAGAAGGACCUGAGCCUGCCAACAGAGGUAGUAUCCUCAAACCAGAACCAGAACCUCAGCCACCCUCCUCUCAUCCCUUCACCCACCCCUACACCCACAUCGCCUCCAGCAAUCUCCUCCAUGCCUCAGGGCAUGUCUGACAGUGGAGCAACAGUCACUACUGUCAGUACUGCUGCCACCACCCCCAUCGCCACCACACCUGCCACGCCUGCCUCACCAACACCAGCUUCAGCCUCAACUCACGCCCCAGCCACCACACCGCUGCCAGCCUCCUCCAUGGGUGUACAGGCCUCAGUUUCAGCUAUCAUUGCCUUGAGGAGGGCAGUGCGCAGACACAGGGACCGUCGAGAACGGCAACGGCGUGUCCUCAAAAUGUCCUUGAUUAUAAUAUCCACCUUUAUUGGCUGCUGGGCUCCUCUGUCUGCAGUCAAUGUUCUGAUCCUGUGCAUGGGUCCAAGUGAUGGCUUGGUGCGGCUGCGCCUCUGUUUCUUGGCAAUGGCAUACGGAACCACUAUUUUUCAUCCUCUGUUGUAUGCUUUCACCAGGCAAAAGCUGAGACGUGCCCUCAAAACACGAGUAAAGAAAAGGGUAGUGUCACUUCUUCAGGUGGACCCGGCUCCUAGCGGGGGGACAGUUAUACAUAACUCCUGGGUCGAAGGGGGAGGUCAGAGGAAGACUCGUAAGCCACGGGUAGAGGCCAGUGAUGGCACUGAUCGAUGCCUCACAGAUGCAGUGAGGGAAUGAGGCUGGUCUUAGUUUGUAUGUGUGGGUGUGAGUCUGAAAUAAAGAGUUGUAUGUAUCCUACCAAUCUGCUAAAGAAGGAUUGUGUGUAUAUUCAUGCAAAAUGAAAAAUGAGAACCAGGUAGUUUACAAAGGUCAGGACAAAUCCCAUGACCUGUGAUUCCAUGUAUAUGUGGAGACAGGUGAGUCCUGAGCUCUAAUUAGAGCCCUCUUUCUGCUCUCUUUUCAC